AUGAAUUCUUAAAUUAGAUAUAGACCUCCUCUCCCUAAAUUUGAUUAGAAAUUAUUAGAAAAUAAAAAAAUCGAAGAAACUAUAUAGAAGUUUACACUACAGAAAUCAGACAAAAGAAGAUUUAAAUAAGUGAACCUAUUGAUUGAUGAGAUGCUUUAGAAGCUCUCACAAGUUAAUUUUUAAUUCUUAAAUAAUUUAAACCAAGAAAACAUUAAAGUUCAAUGUUUAGAGAUAAUGGGUAAUGAAUUAAUAGAGAAAGUAAAAUCAAAAAAAUAUUCAUCAAUAGCAUGUGCAUUGAUUAUAUAAUCCUUAAGAAUUCUUCUCAUUCCAUUAAGAAUCAAAGAAGUAACUUAAAUUAUUGAAGUGGAUGAGAAGCAAGUACGCAAGAUCUUGAUUCAAUUAAAUUAAUUUAAACCAUUUAAUGAAGAUGCUUUUACAAUAGCUUUUAUGAUUAGAAUUUGUACAUGUAUAGGAUUUAAUCAGAAAUUUUAAACGUUAUGCAGAUUCUUCUAUUCACAUUUAAAGAAUUUGCAUCUUGUUUAAGGAGAACAUGAACAUGUAAUAGCAUCAGUUCUAGUUAAAUUAACAGGAGAUUUCGUAUUCAAAGAAAAAGGAGGAAUCAAUUUACAUACAGUAUCUGAAAUCGCUGGAUGUUGUGAGGUUUCCCUUAAAAAUCUCCUAUAAAAAUUAUCACCUUAUAAUUAAACCAUGUAUGAAUCAGCCUUUGAAUUUUAUUAGAGAACAAAAUGA
This is a messenger RNA of Paramecium pentaurelia, 750 nucleotides long. The record is from the annotation of a GenBank genome assembly. NCBI's taxonomy places the organism in Eukaryota, Ciliophora, Oligohymenophorea, Peniculida, Parameciidae.